Messenger RNA from Xenopus laevis (African clawed frog), 2564 nucleotides. It is a transcript of the gene vps72.S, whose product is annotated as vacuolar protein sorting 72 homolog S homeolog. Gene Ontology annotation, cellular component: nucleus. The transcript is spliced from 6 exons. The record is from RefSeq and is a predicted model, not a curated record. Lineage: Eukaryota; Metazoa; Chordata; Amphibia; Anura; Pipidae. Bases 118 to 1212 code for a protein of 364 amino acids.
GGUUCGUUUCCGUUUUUGUGAUUGGCUGACGAAUCUUUGCCGCUCGGCGCUCCGUUGCUCAGGUCUCCUUUCACAGGCUGCCGAAGUCGCUCGCCGAUUCCGGAAAAACCCGCAAAGAUGAAUCUGGCAGAGGGUCGGGACCCGCGAAAAACGGCGGGAAACCGCAUGUCCGGCCUGCUGCAGGCGGAAGAGGAAGAUGAUUUCUACAAGACCACGUACGGGGGUUUCAACGAGGAAUCUGGGGACGAGGAAUACAAUGAAGAUCGCUCUGAGAGUGAGGAUGAAGUCGACUCGGAUUUUGAUAUUGAUGAAGGGGAUGAACCAACGAGUGACCAUGAGGAGGAGGAGCCCAAGAAGAAGCGCAGAGUAGUGACAAAAGCUUAUAAGGAGCCAAUCCAACUCCUUAAACCAAAGCCCAAAAAAACAGACGCCCCACCCAGCACUGCUGCAAAAAGCCGUCCAGAAAAGCCUCGGGCUCAGGAGACGCCAGAUGAUCCGGGGGACAGCCGCAAACAAGUGCGCCAGUCCACGACGGAGCACACGCGUCAGACUUUCUUGCGAGUACAAGAGCGACAGAUCCAGUCCAAAAAGAAAAAGGGACCCCACCCCGACCGGCCGCUGACCCAGGAGGAGCUGCUGGAAGAAGCCAAGAUCACAGAGGAGAUCAACAUCCGCUCGUUAGAGAAUUACGAGCGGCUGGAAGCUGACAGGAAGAAGCAGGUGCAUAAGAAGAGAAGGUGGGCGGGUCCCACUAUCCGCUACCACUCUAUGGUCAUGCCCCUCAUCACUGAGCUCAACGUGAAGGAAGAGAAUGUGGAUGUGGAAGGACUGGAUCAAGAGCAGACGGGAGACGGUGGCCAUUCUUCUACUGGUCCCACAGGGAAAUGUUCCCGCACUUUUAUCACUUUCAGCGACGAUGAAUCCUUCGAGCGAUUCUUCCCCAGGACCAAGCAGGGCAAGUUUUCAGUGCGGGACAUGUGCCCCGUCACCCACAAGCCGGCCCAGUACAGAGACCCUGUCACAGACAUCCCCUACUAUAACGCUAAAGCCUUUAAAAUCAUCCGCGACGCUUACAAAAAAUACAUCACCGCUCACGGUCUCCCUAACGCUGCCAUGGCAACCGCUAUGGGGCCUUCCCCGAGUUCAGCCGACGCCGCACAACGAAACUCGAGGCAGAAAAUCAUCAUCAAGCAGAGUGUGCCCAGCGCCUGAUAUACUGCCCCCUACUGGCCAAUCACAUCAGACUUCUAUACACGGCUCUACCAGUCACAUGCUGGGAGUUGUAGUAGAACAAUAGGGUGGAGUAGAAGAAAUGAGAGGGCAGGGUCAUGGGCUUAGGGGCGGGUUUACUAAUAAUGGAGGCAGGAAAAUCAUAGGAAAGGAGAGGAGGAGCGGUAUCUACAAUUGUUGGCCUAUAGCAACCAAUCAAAUCUUUGCUUUUGUUUUCCAACCUAUAGAUGACUGUUUAAAUCUAAUUGCUGAUUGGUUGCCAUGAGCAACAGCUCCAGAAAUCUCCAAUGUUCGUAAACAUGCCCAUUAGUCUGUCUGUUGAUUUCCAUCAUCCCCUCCCCCCCUCAUUGUGGGGGGCCCUUCCUAUAGUUACGCCUCUAAUUUGCGUCCAACAAAUGUAACUGGCAGCCAAUUCCUUGAUCUAUACACACACACACACACACAUAUAUAUAUUUAUAAAUGUCACCCUAUUUACCAAAUGGUAAACCCCGCCCCCCCCAAACACACACACAAGGAACUCUGGGACACCUGCUUUAAAGAGCAGCUGAACAAACAUUAAAGGGGUCGUUCACCUUGAAGAUAACUUUUAGUAUGUUCUAGAAUGGCCAAUUCUAAGCAACUUUACAAUUGGUCUUCAUUAUUUAUUUAUUUAUUUUUUAUAGUUUUUGACAUAUUUGCAGUUUUCUUCUGACUCUUUCCAGCUUUCAAAAUCUAAAAACAAAUGCCCUGUAAGGCUACAAAUAUAUUGUUAUUGCUACAUUUUAGGUUCUCUCCUAUCUCUUAUUUGAAUGAGUGCAUAGUUGCUAGGGUAAUUUGAACCGUAGCAACCAGAUUGCCGAAAUCUGCCGUUAUCUGAAGAGCUGCUGAAUAAAAAGCUAAAUAAGUCAAAAACCACAAAUAAUAAAAAAUGAAAACCAAUUGCAAAUUGUCUCAGAAGAUCAUUCUCUACAUCAUACUAAGAGUUAAUUUAAAGGUGCACAACCCUCAAGGAGGGGCUUGAAGGAAAGUCACCAGGGAGCUUUAAGCAGAGCAGGGGCAGCGCUGUGUCUAAUAUAGGGCUGGAGCUCUCAGGUUUGUAAUUUAUAGACUGUUAUAUGGUUGCUGGGGCUUAAUUAGCUUAGCAACCACACAGCAGCUGGAAAGUGAGAAUGGAAGUAGGAUCCAAAUAUCAACACACACUAUAGAAGACAAGAAAAAAAUAAAAUUGAAAUCUCACUGUUAGUCUGUAUUUUGGUUGCGGGGGACAUUGAACCCCAACUGUUUGGUGAGUUACUCCUGUGUACAGUGUUGUUUUGUACAUAAAUAAAUAUAAUUGGUCCUUUUGUUACUGGGAA